AAGGUAUAGUUUUUUCUUUGGCCUUUUUUGACUCAUAACUAAUUUCAAACUCACUAUACCUUGAGAUCUCUAAAUCUAAUUGCUAGAUCCUCCUUAAUGCAAAUUCAACCACAUACAUGCUUCUUCAUCAAUCAAACCAUAUAAAGAUAUUUUUGCAGCAUGAUUACCAAAAUAUUAGCAAAGAAUCUAACACUCCAAAUUCUUCUUCUCACCACUCUUACCUUAACCAUAACAAAAACCUCUGCAUCUGUCUUCAACAACGUUACCUGCACAAACACAAAAACAUUCUCACCAAACACCACUUUCCAUUCAAAUCUCAAAACCCUUCUCUCCUCCCUCUCUUCCAACGUAAUCAACGAUGUUAGAUUCUUCAACACAACAUCCGGAAACGGUUCAGACAAAGUCUACGGUCUCUACAUGUGUCGUGGAGAUGUUCCAUUCGCUUUAUGCAGAGAGUGUGUUGGUUUUGCGACGCUUAAGAUUCCAUCAUCGUGUCCUUCUUCAAAAGAAGCUGUUAUCUGGUACAACGAGUGUUUAUUAAGAUAUUCAUAUAGAUUCAUUUUCUCCAAAAUGGAAACAUGGCCUAGGUACAAGAUCGAGAUUCCAAUGGGAGACCCUGGUUUGUUACAUAGUAGAGGCUUUUAUGCUGGUUUGAGAUCUGUUUUGAAUGAACUUCCGAAAGAAGCUGCGGUUUCUCUUUCUGGUUUUAACAAAUAUGCUGUUAAGCAAGAAAAUGCUUCUGAUAGUGUGACGCUUUAUGGUCUUGCUCAGUGUACGCCGGACUUGUCGACCGGUGACUGUAGGCGGUGCGUCGGUGAUGCAGUGGAUGAGUUUCCUAAGACUUGUUGUGGUGGUAGCAUAGGUGAAACUGUUUUGUUUCCGAGUUGUUUUGUUAGGUAUGAGACAUAUCCGUUUUAUCAGCAUUCGGGAACUUCUGCAUCGAUAUCAACUUCAGUUAAUGGAGGAAGAAAUAUUCCAACACAUGUGACUGCCAUCAUUGCUAUUUUGGUUGUCAUUUUGGUGGCGAUUUCUUGCAUUGGCUGCUGUUUGUUAUGGAUCAAAUCGAAGAAGAGACGCAAAGCCAGCAAACCCAGUGACAGAGAAAAUCUUGUGCUCGAAUUUAAUAACUCGGAGUCACUGGAAUUCGAUUUUGCUACAAUUGAAAUAGCAACAGAUAUGUUUUCUGAUGAUAGCAAAAUAGGCAGAGGUGGAUAUGGACAAGUUUUCAAGGGAAUUCUUUCUAGUGGACAAGAAAUAGCUGUGAAGAGGUUGUCCAAAACAUCAGGUCAAGGAGCAGAAGAAUUCAAAAAUGAAGUCAUGUUAAUAGCCAAACUUCAACACAGAAAUUUGGUGAGGUUAAUCGGAUUUUGCCUUGAAGAACAAGAAAAGAUACUUAUCUAUGAAUAUGUGCCUAACAAAAGUCUUGAUCACUUCCUAUUUGAUUCAAAGAAGCAAAAACCAUUAACUUGGCCCGAACGGUUUAGUAUCAUAAAAGGGAUUGCUCGAGGAAUUCUUUAUCUUCAUGAAGAUUCUCGUCUCAAGAUUAUACAUCGUGAUAUCAAACCAAGCAAUGUUCUUCUAGAUAACAAUAUGAUUCCAAAAAUAUCUGAUUUUGGCAUGGCAAGGAUGGUAGAUAUAGAGCAAAUUCAAGGACAUACAAAUAGAGUUGUGGGCACAUACGGUUACAUGUCUCCGGAAUAUGCAAUGCACGGACAAUUUUCAGUGAAGUCAGAUGUUUUCAGUUUUGGAGUUAUGGUUCUUGAGAUUAUCAGCGGAAAAAAGAAUUCUUGUACAUUUGAAUCAUGUCGUAUUGACGAUCUACUGAGUUAUGCUUGGAACCAAUGGAAAGGUGAGUCCCCAUUUGAGAUGUUGGAUCCAAUAAUGCAAGAAUCAUAUGCUCCAAAUGAAGUAGAAAAGUGUGUGCAAAUUGGUUUAUUGUGUGUCCAAGAAAAUCCAGAUGAUAGGCCUACGAUGGGAACAAUUGUUUCAUAUCUUAAUAAUGUCUCAAUUGAAAUGCCAUUUCCUAUGGAACCAGCAUUUUUCAUGCAUGGCAGAACAAGAAGAAAUUCAGCUGAUCAAUCAUAUUCAGGUCACUCCACCAACCACUCUUUCUCCUCAAGUGUACGCCCUCGAUAGUCGAGUUUCAUACAUAUAUUUCAACUGAAUUUUCUAAUACACUCACACACUCUACGCAUCAACUACUUGUAUUAUACCCCGGUAAUCUCGGUGGUGUCUCAUUCACACAUGUGUCUAUAAUUUUGUAUUUUUAUAGGUUAAUUUUGCUAUGUUAUUUGAUAAAAUAUGUAUUUUUACUUACAUUAAAUAGGGAUUGGAUGAAAUUUAUAUUACACUUAUAGUAUUGUUAAAUUUUAAUCAAAAAUGGUUUCAAAUGAUUUAAUCAGUUUAAAUAUGAAGAAUUUUAGUCACGAUAAGCAAACAAUAUUUUUUUUUUUUGAAAAUAGAUUGGUUUAAAUAUUAGAAUUUUUUUAAGAAUUAAACUCAUUGAAAAAUUAUUAACACACUUUCUCCAAAGUUAAUAUAACAAAAAAGAUUGUUAUAUUUGUCGGGCUCAAUUAUAAGAAAACUUCAAUUAAUUC
Molecule: messenger RNA, 2597 nt
Organism: Vicia villosa (hairy vetch)
Lineage: Eukaryota; Viridiplantae; Streptophyta; Magnoliopsida; Fabales; Fabaceae
Product: cysteine-rich receptor-like protein kinase 10
Exons: 7
Coding region: 160-2136 (658 amino acids)
Biological process (GO): protein phosphorylation
Molecular function (GO): protein kinase activity; ATP binding
Source: RefSeq, a predicted model, not a curated record